CAUUUUACUAUGCAUGUGAGUACACAAUUCUCGAUUGCGCGUCGGGAGAGCGAACUACAAACACAAGUUCGGCGACAGCUUUCUUGCAUGGUCGCAAACGCGUUAAUGCAGCUAUAACUACUAGAUAUAUUUCAAGAGGAAACAAACUAUGGAGCCCCAGGAGGGCAGCCCGACGCAGCAGGGCGACAGCGGCAAAACGAGCAUGCCGCCGCCCAGCAUGCCACCUCCUAAGUUUAAGCCACCGCCGCCAAAGUUUCCAGCCUCGGAGAUGCCACCGCCUGGAGCUCGCAGUACAGCCCCCACCGCCGCGCCGGCAGCAGCAACAGCAGCCGCUGCAGAUGCAACCGCAGGCGGUCCACCCCCUUCCUCCUCGUCAGCAACUGCCGCCGGUGCGCCCGGCUCUGCGUCGACUGGGCCCGCAGGCGACGGGGCCGCAGGCGCCGGCCCCCCCGCAUCUGGGUCGGGCAGCGGCGCCGCGGCGGCCGCCGCCGCCGCGGCCGCGCGUGCCGCAGCUGCUGCGGCGGCUGGCGCUAUACCGGGACAGCGCGACCGUGUGAUUGCGCAAGUCACGUCAGCCAUGUACGCGAAAGCGGCAGCUGCAGCGGCGUCUGGCGAGGCCGGUGGCGGUGGUGGUGGCGGUGGUGGUGGUGGUGGACAGGGCGGUGCGCAGGCGGGCGGGCCGCAGGGCCCCGCGCCCUCCUACGACCCGCCGGCAUGGAGUGGCGUGCCGGAGGGGGUGGAGUACACGUUGGAGGUCCUCAAGACCGGUACCAUUGUUGAGAACCGCUCCCUGACCGGCCAGCCCUUCUUCACCUUCGGCCGCAACCCCGCCGCGGACUUUGUGCUGGAGCACCCCUCCGCCAGCCGCCUGCACGCAGUGCUGCAGUUCAACGGCGACACACGGGAGGCCUUCAUCUACGAUCCCGGCAGCACGCACGGCACCUUCCUGAACAAGCAGCGCAUCAAGCCACGCGUGUACGUUCCGCUGGCGGUGGGCCACACGCUGCGCUUCGGCACCAGCAGCCGCAUCCACGUGCUGGGGGGCCCGGCCGACCUCAUGCCGCCCGAAGGGCUCAGCCGCGAGCAGCGGCGGCAGCUGGCGGCGCUGGAGGCCAGCAGGCGCGAGAAGGAGAAGCAGCAGGAGGCGGCUAAGCGCAGCAUGGCGGCGGCGCUGACGGGCGGCGUGUCGUGGGGCAUGGACGACGGCGGCGGCGGGCUGGAGGACAUUGACCUGAACGACACCGACAGCAUUGAUUGGCGCGCACUGGUGGCGGCGGGGCACAAGCUCAACGAGCGGCAGCAGAAGCUGGCGGACAAGAUACGCGCCAAGGAGUGGAAGCUGACCAACCUCAAGACCGAGAGCCAGCGCAUCAGCAGCAAGGAGCGCCAGGAGGGCGGGCUCACGCAGGGGCAGGCCACCACCCUGGCGCGGAACGAGAUGGCCAUGGACAAGCUGUCGGAGGAGAUUGAGGACCUGGAUGAGACCAUGCGGGAGAGCAUUCGGGACGCGCUGCUCAACAAGAAGCGCGAGGAGGCGGCGGCGGCGGCGGGCGGCGGCGCCGACAAGAAGCGCAAGAGCCGGCCUGACAGCGACGACGACGGCGCGGGCAGCGACAGCGAUGACGAGUUCUUUGACCGCACCGCGGCGGGGGCGGGAGCCAAGGCCGCCGCGGCCAAGCGCCGGCAGGGCGCGGCGGGCGCGGGCGCGGCGGGCGGGCCGCAGGUGGCGGCGGUGGAGAGCGCCGAGGGCCUGUACGGGAAAAAGGAGCUGCUGCUGGAGGAGCAGAAGCGGCUGCAGGCGGCCAUCGCGGAGGAGAGCGCUCGCGUGGCGGCGGCGGCGGCGGCAGCCAAGGAGGCGGCGGCCGCAGCCACUGCCGCAACCACAGCAGCAGCAGCAGUAGCAGUAGCAUCUGGGUCAGGGCCGGCAGCAGCAGCGCCCUCCGCAGAGGAGGGGGCACAGCCGGCGGCCAACGGGGCGGAGGGGCCGGGAGGUGCGGCCGGCGCGGCUGCGUCUGGCGCGAGUGCGGGCGAAGCGGCAGUGGCGGCGGCGGCGGCUGGGCCUGGUGGGGCUGCGGGUGGUGAUGACAGCUUGGAUGCGUUCAUGGCCAACAUGGACGUACAGAUUGAGAAGGACAAGCUGGCGUCGUUGAAGAGGCAGCUGGCGGAGGCCGAGCUGCAGCUGGCGCGAGUCACGAGGCUGCUCAAGAUCGCAGACCCGGAUGGCUGGCUGGCGCCCGGCAGCGCGGCGGCGGAGCGCGCCAAGACCGCCGCGGUGGCGGCGGCUGAGAAGGACCGGCGGCUCAAGGCGGCGGCGGCGACGGCCGCGGCCGCCGCUGCCAAGCGGCGGAAGGAGGAGGAGGCGGCCAAGCAGGCCUUCGAGGUGGAAGUGGAGGAGGACGACGAGGACGGCCCCGCGGUGGUGCAGGACGCCGCGCUGGCGGCAGCAGGGAGAGUGCCGCCGCCGGAGGCGGCCGCCCCCGCAGCCGCGGCAGCCGCAGGCCCUGGUCCUGACAAGGCAGCUCCGGGCGCACCCGGCGGGUCGUCACAGAGCGGCGGCGGCGGCGGCGGCAGCAGCGGCAGUAUUGCGGGCCAGGUGGGGCUCAUCAUCCGGCGACCGCAGGGCGCGCCGUCGGCACGGCCAACUGCCGCCAAGGCGGCCCCGGGGUCCGCGGCGGCGGCGGCGGCGCCGGUCAGCGCGGCGGCGCGGGCGGCGGCGGCGGCGCUGAUGGCGGAGAUGAACGCGACGCCGUCGGGGCCGGCGGUGGCCACUGGCGGCCGCGGGCUGGCAACGGAUGAGGGGCUGGAGCACGACGACCGGCACCCGGCGGCGGGAGGCGGCGGCCGUGGGAAGCGCUCACGGGCCGGCGGCGAUGCGGAGGCGUCUGUGGCGGCGGACCUCGAACUGCUGGCGGCGGCGCGGCGGCGGCGGGAGGAGCUGGCGGCGCAGGAGGCGGCGGAGGCGGCGGAGUGGCUGCCGCCGCAGGGGCAACGCGGCGACGGCCGAACCAGCCUUAAUGACAAGCUGGGGUACUGAUAUAGGGGGAUGUGUGGCGUGCGUGGGUGGCGUGGAUUGUGUGGGGGCGGUUUAGGAGGCUCGGGCUUUGUAGUUUGGGCGGUGGCCAUAGGCGGGGGAGGCAGAGUUGUAUUGCUGAUUGGCGUGCCGUGCGCUUGGCAGCACGCAUGCAUGGCCAAAUCGCCAGGCGGAUGGGGCCGGGUUGGGGGCACGUGGCAAGCGGGCAGACUGAUGAGGAGUUGACGUUGGCGGGAGUGGAGAACACUUGUCGGGGAAGUGAGCAAUCGGCGGAGCCAACUGACAUUUCGAGACUGAAAGUAAACAUUG
Messenger RNA from Chlamydomonas reinhardtii, 3340 nucleotides. RefSeq lists its product as uncharacterized. The record is from RefSeq and is a predicted model, not a curated record. Lineage: Eukaryota; Viridiplantae; Chlorophyta; Chlorophyceae; Chlamydomonadales; Chlamydomonadaceae. Gene Ontology annotation, molecular function: protein binding; mRNA binding. The coding region runs from base 149 to 3034 and encodes 961 amino acids. The transcript is spliced from 14 exons.